This is a messenger RNA of Naegleria gruberi, 1102 nucleotides long. RefSeq names its product mitochondrial carrier protein. Bases 2 to 1084 code for a protein of 360 amino acids. Gene Ontology annotation, biological process: iron import into the mitochondrion. Gene Ontology annotation, molecular function: ferrous iron transmembrane transporter activity. The transcript is spliced from 5 exons. Gene Ontology annotation, cellular component: mitochondrial membrane. Lineage: Eukaryota; Heterolobosea; Eutetramitea; Acrasida; Naegleriidae. The record is from RefSeq and is a predicted model, not a curated record.
AAUGCAAAAAUCAACUCUUCACCAUCAAAUUGAAGUUGAAGAAGUAGAGAGGACUCAUUCAUCAUCAUCACUUCCGAAAAUAGUGCAUUCGGAACAACAACCAUCUACUACCAACGUUAUAGUAUCGAGUGCUUUGGCUGGAUGUGCAGCCCGAUUGGCUCUACAUCCGAUCGAUACCAUAAAAGCAAGAAUGCAGGUACAAAUUACCAAUCCAGAGCUUACAUCAAAAUUAUCAACUGCUAUUUUUGAAGGAGGAGCAAAUACGAAUGGUGGAAAUCAAAUUUAUAGAAAUACGUUUCAUGCAAUUACAAGCAUGACAAAAUAUGAAGGUGCUAGAAGUUUUUAUAAAGGAUUGGGUGCAUCAUUGAUAUUUACUGGACCUGCAAUUACAUUGUACUUGACUUCAUAUGAAUAUUGUAAGAAAAAAUUGUAUAUACUUGGAAAUUAUUUAAAGGAAAAGAAUGGUGAUAAUUUUCUUUCGAGGAAUUUGAUGGGAGAAACAGCACUUGUCCAUUUAGCAAGUGGUUUAGCAGCUGAGAGUGUUAGUUGUGUAUUUUGGGUUCCACAUGAUGUUCUCAAAGAAAGGUUACAAGUUCAACGAGGAAAUGAAAUCAAUCUUACUCAACUCAUGAAAAUUGUUAGAAAGGAUGGAUUUUUACAACUUUACAAGGGAUAUUGGAUUACAUUGGCAUCAUUUGGUCCAUUCAGUGCCAUUUACUUUUUAACUUAUGAAAGAAUGAAGGAACUGUUUCAAAAACAAACCUCACAACAAACUCUUCCAUUUUCAACAACCUUACUUUGUGGAGCUAUUGGAGCUGGAUUUGGAUCGUUUUGUACCCUUCCAUUGGAUGUAAUUAAAACACGAUUCCAAGUUCAAAGAAGAAUGAAGAUGCAAAAUAUUGCCAUGGAGGAGGAUGUAAUGUACUACAAGAAUUUUGGUGAUGCAGUACGAAAGAUUAUCAAAUAUGAAGGUCCAACUGCCUUUUGGAAAGGUUUCACAUCAAGAAUGGUUUAUGCAGCUCCAAACUCUGCUUUGAUUAUGGCUCUGUUUGAGCUGUUUAAACAAAAGUUUGAAUUUAUAUAAAACAUGAUUUCUUUAUUC